This is a messenger RNA of Neoarius graeffei (lesser salmon catfish), 3395 nucleotides long. RefSeq names its product glycerophosphodiester phosphodiesterase 1 (gene gde1). The transcript is spliced from 6 exons. Lineage: Eukaryota; Metazoa; Chordata; Actinopteri; Siluriformes; Ariidae. Gene Ontology annotation, biological process: lipid metabolic process. The record is from RefSeq and is a predicted model, not a curated record. Bases 205 to 1206 code for a protein of 333 amino acids. Gene Ontology annotation, molecular function: phosphoric diester hydrolase activity.
GCCAAUGACAUUUAUUUAUUUAUUUAUUUUUUAGGGUUAAGUUUGCAGUUUCUGUUCAACAUAAAAACACCAAGUUAGCCUCCAGCUAGUCCUUUUUCCGAGGCUGAAUGAGAACACACUCGAGUCCUGAGGUAUUCUGUUUGAGCUCCGACCGCCGGAAAUUAGUUUUUAACUCCGUUUCGAAUUAAACCUGUAACUGUGGAGAUGAUGCUGCAGUUAGGAGACGACGCCACCUGCUUUUCGGCUUUGUUUGUGCUGGUGUUGGUCAGCACCAGGAGCGCGGUCUGCUCCCUUAGCCUCACUGGAAUUCUCUACCUCUUCCUGGCGAUCUUCCGGUUCCCACAAGUCCCCGCGAGCCGCGCCAGGCAAGUGAUGCGGCCCGGAAGGCUCGCGCCCGGCGGCGUGUCAGUGGUGGCUCACCGGGCCGGAAGUCACGACGCACCGGAGAACACCAUAGCAGCCAUAAGACAAGCCAGUGCGAACGGCGCGACAGGAGUGGAGCUGGAUUUGGAGUUCACUGCUGAUGGCGUUCCCAUCCUGAUGCAUGAUGAUACCGUGGACCGGACCACCAAUGGAUCGGGACCACUGAGCAAGAUGCGUUUCUCGGAGAUCAGCAAACUGGAUGCAGCUGCCAAACAUAGACUCAGUGAUCGUUUCCAUGGAGAGAAGGUCCCGACUCUGCUGGAGGCGGUGGAGGAAUGCAUCAAACACCAGCUGAUCAUCUACUUUGAUGUCAAAGGUCACCCAGAUGAGGCCGCAGCAGCUCUGAAGCAGCUCUAUGAGAAACACCCGGUGCUCUACAACUCCAGCGUGGUGUGUUCGUUCGAGCCCAAAGUCAUUUACAGGAUGAGGCAGGCCGAUCCAGACGUCAUGACGGCGCUGACGCACCGCCCGUGGAGCCUGAGUCACUUUGGCGACGGGUCGCCGCGGUUCUCGUCGGCAUGGAAACAGCACUGGAUGCAGGUCUUGGAUGUGUUGCUGGACUGGGCGCAUCACCACCUGCUGUGGAAACUGUGCGGCGUGUCGGCUUUCCUACUGCAGAAAAACUACAUCUCCCAGGAUACGGUGAAGUACUGGGCCGAGCGCAACGUCGAGGUCGUGGCCUGGACCGUGAACAUGGCUGUGGAGAAGAACUUCUUCCAGCAGCAUCUGAACAUCAACUACAUCACCGACAGUCUGACAGAGGACUGUGAGCCGCACUACUGACGCCCACACCCACUCAACUUCAUUUCCAAAGCAAAUGCACACAGUAUUUGGCCUUAAACUAUUAAUACUUAUCCAUAAAAUGUUCAUCAGUUUAUAAUGUGUUGUAAAUUAAAGUGCAUGGUGAAGUGUGUUGCAAUGAACAAGUCAGGAGGUAUCCAGAAUACCAUAUCUUCCAGUAAAUAGGACUUUUAUGAUGCUUUAGUAGGCGCUGGGAAUUCUACAGUGAAGCAGAAUGUUGUGUACACACACCGCAAGUUAAUUUUAUUCUUAUAUUUUUGGUGAGGUUUUCAUGGUAGACCAGAAGGUGCUAACAUAACACUGGGACUAACUCUAGACUCGAGUACGCCACAAGGCAGCGCUGAAGUGCUGCUUCGACGGCAGGACACACGUCAGCAUCCUCUUAUCUGGAAAUACGGUAGUUAUACUGUUACGGAGUGAUGGCGCGAUAGAUACUGAUGUCAGAAAGCAUCAUUUCGAGGUACAUUAUUUGUCUCGACAUACGCCAUUAUGGCAGUCUGCUUUUUAAAAGAGAUAAAACUGAAGCAGUGAUGUUCAUCGAGAAACUACCUGAGGCACAGAGCAAUCCUCAUAUCAGGUCUUCUAACAGCUUCAGAGAAAAUCACAUCGGAAUCGAGAAUUCACGCCCCCGACAGUGGUGCAGCGAUAAAUGACCGGUUUAUAUUAAUACACUUGUCAAGGCAAUGCGUCAUCGUUUCUGUAGUAACAGCUCAUUAUUAAUCUAACGACUGUUUACAGCUGCUAGAACGGAAGUGAGAGACGUGUUUCGCGGACGUUCCACAAUAUGAAAUGUAACUUGAGGCAGAUAAAAAAAAAAAAAAAAAAAGAUGCGUCACAUAGGCAUGCCGUUAUACAAGUAGGCAACUGGAUUGUUGAUUAUUUUCCUAUAACAGCAUGCUCACAAGUAGUCUGCUGUGAUGCACAAGGCCAGAGAUCGUGUUGGACACACUCGGUGGUUUUCUCUGCGAGGAAAAACAAGAUAGCGCACACACACAAACACACAAAACCUCAGUCAAACUUUUAGUGAGAUUUUAUUGCAACAGUGCCAUAGUUUUCAAACACUGAAUGCAACAUGUGAAGCUUUUAUCUUUUCUGAACGGUCGCGUGAGACGCCCUGUGAUUGAUCUGCACAAUGGCUGGAACCGUGUUUAAUAUCGUGUACUUCCGAAGACGACUAAAUAAAUAAAUAAAAAAAAAUGUUAGCUGUGUUUCAGUGUACUUUAUAGAUCAACUCAGGUGAGCAUGUCGAUAUAAAUAUAAUUUAGUUUUAAAAUUAAUUUUAGUGCUUUGGCAUUUGAAAUCUGAACAGUUAAGAAUUAAACUGUUCAAGUUUGAGGCUUUUACCAACAGAAAGGGAACUUUGAGAUUUCUUAGUGUAGUUAAUAAUUGCCUAGACUUAUCACAAUUUAAUUGAUUAUGAUUAUUGCCUCAUCAUAUUGUAUUUGUAAAAUUCCAGUAAACUCCUAUGCUAUACAAAUCAGACCGAAGAACACAGCAAAAUUAAAAUCCUCUCCAGCACUGUUUAGUUUGCAGUAAACUAAUCAGACUGACUGUAGGCAAUAGAAGCUAAUCAUUAAAAUAAUCUGCUUUAAGGGACUCGAUUAAGUGAUCAUUAUUGCAUACAUCUGCUUGUGAAGGAAAGAUUACAUACUCGCCCCUGGAGUUCAGUAGCCGGAUGUCUGCCCUUGAUUAGGAGGGUUGGGUGACUGCACAAUCAGCAGUAACACAAUGUUCUAUUAUCUGAUAAUGGUAUUUGUUCGAAGCUUUGGACUUGAAGACUGAAGUGAAAAUAUCUCGAACAUGAGACAAAAUUCGAAUCCCCAUUCGUAAGGUUUUACAACACAAACUCGAAACUCAUUUAUUGGAGUGCAAUCAGUGUUCAAGUGGGGUUGAGUUCAGUCAGGGCUCUGAAAAGUUCUUCCGCUCCAUGUCCUCAUGGAGCUCGGUUUGUGCACUGUCAUGCUGGAACAGGUUCGGCCAUCUUGGUUCCAAAGGGAAAUUGUGACGCGAUCGCAUACAGAGCCAUUCGAUACAGUUGUGCGCUUCUGACUUUAUGGUAACGGUUUGGUGUGCUGGUCAGGGGUCCACAAACUUUUGGCUUUAUAGUCUAUUUACUGUAUGUACAGUCUGAACGUUGAACUCGGAGAAUAAAUGAAGACAUUUAAAAUGGA